CGCCGCGUCUGUCCCAUUCCACACACUUCGCUUAGUAUUAUUACUGGUAUAGCUCUAUUAUAUAAAACAAUAGAGUGUAAUAAGUUCAGUGAGAAACAAGAAAAAUGAAUUUAUUGUUACAAAAGAUUAUGUUUUUAAAUAACACGAGUUUAUUAUUCUCCGGUUUCAUGACAGGUUUGGCAGUCUUAUUAAUAAUUAUAAUAAUAAACUUAGAAGACCGGAGGAAACUAAAGUUGGCCAAUCAAUUACCUGGUCCCGAUGGAUGGUUCCUUGUUGGGAUGUUACCUUUAGUUUUACAAGGGCCAGAAAUAAUGAUAAAAAAAGCAAUGAUAAUAUAUAGAGAAUACGAAAAAACAUUAUUUAAAAUGUGGAUUUGUAACAAUUUAUACGUGUUGAUUACUAAACCGGAAGAAAUCGAAGCAGUACUUACUAAUCCGAAAUUGCAGAAAAAAGCUAAAGAAUAUGUAGUUUUGCAAGAGUCGAUUAUGGGACAAGGCAUAUUCUCAGUCGAUAACAUCAAACAAUGGAAAAGUAACAGAAAAAUUGUGUCGGCCGGUUUUAAUUUUACUAUAAUAAAAUCGCUUAUACCGAUAUUUAACGAAGAAGCUCAAUUGCUUUCGACAAUUCUUCAAGAAAAACGCGAUAGGACUACAAACGAAUGCGAAAUAAGUCAUCCAGUUAGUAUGGCAACUAUGGAAAUGAUUGGAAGAUCAGCCUUUGGUGUAAAUUUUGACGCUCAAAAAGGCGGCAAACAUAGAUUCGUUGAAAAUUUACAAAUCGCGAUGAUGGCAUGGGAGUACAGAGUGACGCAUCCAUGGUUUUUAAGUAAAAUGCUUUUCCAAUUUUCGUCGGUUAAACAUAGACACGAUCGAAGUCAAAAGAUAAUCAACGAAUUCACUGAUGACAUAAUCAGCAAAAAGAUUAACGAACUAGGCGUACAGACAAAUAAUGUGAACCAAACAGAAAACGAUAUUGUACGUAAGCCAAAAACGCUUAUAGAAAUUUUGAUCCAGAACUAUCAUGGUAUGACGCACAAUCAAAUACGAGAUGAAAUUGUAACCGUAAUAAUUGGAGGUCAAGAAACGACAGCGUUCGCUAACGCGUGUACAAUUUUCAUGUUGGCCCACCAUCAAGACGUACAAAAUAAACUCUACGAGGAAUUGGAAGGCAUAUUUUCAAUAGGAGAUCCGGAAAGACAAGCUACGUAUGAGGAUUUACAGCAAAUGGAGUACCUGGAACGUGUGAUCAAAGAGUCUCUGCGAAUUUGUCCUCCGUUGCCCGUGUUCGGUAGGAGUUUGGAAGAAGACAUGAAAAUAGGAGAAUACUUACUUCCUGCAGGAGCUUCCUUGGUCAUCAGCCCCCUUUGCGUGCAUUCGAGCCCACGAUACUAUAAGGAUCCAGAAAAGUUUAAUCCAGAUAACUUUUUACCAGAAGUAUGCCACAGUCGUCAUCCUUAUGCGUUUAUCCCAUUCAGUGCAGGUUACAGAAACUGUAUUGGAAUAAAAUACGGUAUGCUCCAGAUGAAGACCGUCGUGUCCACGUUAGUUCGAAAAAAUCGAUUCUUCCCAUCGGAUAAAUGUCCAACGCCUCAACAUCUUCGAUUGAUGUUUUUAUCGACCUUAAAGUUCGUUGAUAACUGUCACAUCAAAAUAGAACCAAGGACUAAAAUGGCUAAAAGAAAAUCUGUUGAAGCAGUUCAAAGGUCCGACAAAAAGAAAAAACAUGUCGUUAAACAAGAGGUAACUUCAAACGAUGAGUCAGAUGAGCAAUCUGAACACGACAAUGGUGUAAUCGAUGAAGAAGUAAAAGAUGCAAUACCGACUAACAUCCGUUGGCCCAACAAUGAUAUUCAAAAGCUUUUAACUCAAUUGGAAGUGGUGCUUCCAAAAAAUGAUACCCUUGUGUUCCGUAAUCGAUUACCGAAAAUAGAUUGGGACAAAGUUAAAUUUGAUAACUAUAAUAAAGAAGAGUGUCAGGCAACAUGGACGGCGAUACAAGACCAGUUGAGAACGCAAAAAACAUUGGGUGAUCUUGUGAAAGACGCAAAACAUCUGUUGGCCACCAAAGGUAUUGAUACAAAUCAUUCCAAGCAAAAUCGUGUUCAAAAACCCAAGACAGCUUACAUGUUGUAUUAUACUGAAAUUUUUCACAAGUACAAAAAGAAAAAUCCUGAAAUGAAGCUACCACAACUUACACAAAUUAUAGCAGAAAAAUAUAAAAACUUAUCACCUGAUAAAAAGCAAGGCUUUGUUGAUAGGGCAAAUCUAUUAAAGACUGAAUAUAAUCAACUCAUGGCCAAGGCAAAUGUGGGUUACGUCAAACCCCAGUCAUUAGAACAGCAGCAAAAACCCAAGACCCCGUUUCAAAUAUUCUUGGAAUCCAAGGCCGAAGGGUUUGAAGGGAAUUUAGAAAAAAAUGAAAUUGUUAACCAUUUUAAAGAAAAGUGGGAAAAGCUGACUGAGAAGAAAAAAUCAAAAUGGAUUAAAUUAGCCAAUGAACGUGAGCAAGUAUACUUAGACCAUUUGAAAGAAGAUCACAAAGAUGACCCUGCAUUCACUAUGCCAAAAAAGAGUGCAUUAACCAAAGGAGAUAGGAUUAUUUUAGAAUCUCAGUCAGGAAAACCCAAAAAACCACCUGUAAACAACUAUAGUCUUUUCUCAACAGAAAUGUUACAAGGCGAUUCUCUUGCCGGAAUUCCUCCAAAAGAAAAAAUGGCGACUGUUGCGAAAAAAUGGAAAUCAUUUUCAGAGGAAGAAAAACAAAUCUACACUGACAAAUUAAAAGUAAUCACUGACCGUUAUUGGACUGAAUUCAAUGCAUAUCUAAAAACAUUACCAGAAGAAGAAAGGCAAUUAGAAAUGAAUAAAAUGAAAGCCAAACCGAAAAAGACAGAACCGAAAAUCGUACCCCGUAUAAAUGCCAGAGAGGGAAUUUCAGAGAAACCAAAAAAAGCAUCUAAAAAAAAGGUUUCUAUAUAUAAUGCAAAAACUAAGACAUUUGAUGGUGAACCUUCAGAGGUUCCAUUUAAAAAACCAUUUGAUUUAUUCAAAAGUCGAUUCCAAAAUAAUCCAAAGUUCAAGUCUAAGAAACAACUUGAACCCCAAGCGUUGUUAGAGUGGAAUGCGUUAUCUGAUCAUAAAAAACAAGCUUAUCAAGAUGAACUGAAAUCACUCAAAAAAGUCUACAUGAAAAAUUUGAAAGUAUUUUUGGGUUCGCUCACUGCCGAGGACUUAAAACUGUAUGCUAAACUAAGAAAACCCGAAUUAGUCGCAGAAGACGAUGAUAAUGACGACGACGAUUCUGAAAACAAGUCAAAUGAUUCUAGUUCAUCUGAAGAAGAUGAUGAAGAUGAUAGUGACCAUGCAGAAUAUGGUAAUAGCGAAAUAUACUGAUUGAAAUAUGAACUGUACUUCUUCGUUCUAUAAUAUAUAUGUAUAUGUAUAUCUAUAUAUAUAUAUACUAUUGAUAAUAAUUUAUGUUGAUUAAGCUCUACGUAUCUAAUUAUAUUUGUUUCAUUUGCUGCUAUCAGCCCUAUGCGUGAGUCGUAUUUUACUCAUGCUUGAUAUCCGGCUUUUUAAAACAUUAACAAAGCAGUUAUCUUUGAAUUAAAAAAUAUAAUGAAAAUUAAAUAUUUAAUAAUAUUUUUUAACUGUUUAAAAAUAUAGUUUUUAUAGUUAUAUCCAUUUUUUUUCUUGUUAAAUUUUGUAUGCCGUGAAACCAAUAUUUUGUAUAUACAAGUAUAAUAUGUUAUAUUUGCACAACCUUCAAUGGUUUAUUCUUUUAUUAUUAUUAUUAUUAUUACUAUUAUAUGUUUUUUGUAGAAAUGUUAAAUUUAAUUUUAAGUAAUAUUAAGGGAAAUAUAUUUCAAAUAAUCUUAUAGGGUAUUAUCAUAAACAUGUUGUACAAUUUUUAUACUAUAUAGAUAUUUGUGGGUUACUAAGUUGCAUCCAUUGUAAUUUAAUUUGUCUCGAACACGAUUUUGUUUUGUUAUAUUCUUUUUAUUGUAAACCGAAUUUAAUUAAUAACAAUAUUAUGUUUAAUUUAUUUUUUCCACUUUAUUAUUAUUAUAUAUUUUUUUUUUAUGACCGUUUAAUUGUCAUUGUAUAACAUUUUAACUUAAAUAAAACAUUGUUCUUUGGUCUUUCUAUAUUUUAUUUUAUUUUACAG
This is a messenger RNA of Adelges cooleyi (spruce gall adelgid), 4167 nucleotides long. RefSeq lists its product as uncharacterized. The coding region runs from base 105 to 3392 and encodes 1095 amino acids. The transcript has 9 exons. Gene Ontology annotation, molecular function: heme binding; oxidoreductase activity, acting on paired donors, with incorporation or reduction of molecular oxygen; iron ion binding. NCBI's taxonomy places the organism in Eukaryota, Metazoa, Arthropoda, Insecta, Hemiptera, Adelgidae. The record is from RefSeq and is a predicted model, not a curated record.